GUGUUAGAGAGCAAUGUGAGAUAUAUCACAUACUAUAGUUUUUGAGGAAAAAUAUAGUGUGAGCAGUAUUAUCUUAAGGUGGAAAACUCAAAAGAGUGUUCUUUCUUUUGAGUGUGUAGUGGCCUCUUGAGUAUUGUGCACGGGACUACCAGUGUAAAAUUCCUUACUAUAGUGGAUUUCUUUGCUUCUCUUGGCCCGUGGUUUUUCCCCUUAUUCAGAAGGGUUUCCAAGUAAAAUUUUUGGUAUCAUUAUUGCUCUUUUUGUUCUUGUUAAUUAAUAGUAUUUAUGUGUGCCGCUUAUAUCAUAUACCGUAUAUACCGUGAAUAUUAUUUUUAUGGACCCUGUUUAUUCCCAACAACAACUAGGGGCUCGUAGCAGCUAAAUGUUCGAUUCAAUCUCGCUAAGCAUUAGGGGGGCCAUCUGCAUUUUUGGCUUCUGUGAUGAGCCAAUGGCAGGGUAGUCUCCACUCUUCUCCAAGGAACUUAGCCACUGUCUCUCAUUUUCACUGAUUUUAUGAGUAUUUGGGUUUGACUCUUGAUGGAUUGUAAUGCUGAAUUCAUCUUGAUUAUCAGCAACUUUUGCAUCGCCGAUGCUCCUACCUUGUUCUCUAGUAAUCAUUGUUCCUUUAGCAGAUUGUUUGUCCAUCUAAUUUUGUGAAACCUUCUCAAAUCUAUCUUGAUAGUACUUGAAAUUUCUUGAACGUGUUUAUAUUCGUUUAAACUAAAAUUGCGAAUUAGUAUUUUAAUAUUUUCCAAAUAUUUUUUGGCGAUUCUAAUUUUUUAAUAUUAUUUGUUUUAUUAGGACUAAUGUCUAUUUCUGGAGUUACUUUCUUUUUCUCUUUUGUAAUUCUUUCUAUUUGAUUUUUGAUUGUACUUGUUCUAUCAGUCAAAUCCUUCAUUUUGGUUUCUAUCAGUGAAGAAUCUGGCCAAUUUCCAGAUUCAAUUUGACUUUAGGCCAGGUGAUUUCUCUUCAUUGUCAAGUCAGGUAUUUUCACACCAGAUACAUUUUCUGGUGCUCAGUAUUAAAAAAUAAAACAGAAUAGGAUUACACAUAAAGAAAGAUAAUUUAAUUAUAUACCUACCUGCUAAUAAGAAACAUUAGACAUGGAUAAAGAGAAAAAGUGCAAGGUUCUCCAUCUUUGAUCAUCCAAGUGAUCAGCAAGUUUCGAGCUCUCACUUUAAUUCCUGGAAUCUGUUGCAGACCUAAAAAUAAGUAAAGAUGCACUAUCUCUAAUCAUUAUCACUAAUCCCUGGAUUACUAAUCUCCAAAUUAUAAUCCUUGCAUAAUUUAUAAUCCUUGCAUAAUUUUUUAUGAAUCAAAUGACUACUAACCCUGCAAAGUCAAAUUCUUCAAUGUUAGUUCCAAUUAUCUAUGCUUUUCUGAUACUUAGAGUAAAAUGAUAGGUAACCUAUAGGAUCUUUUGAGUUUACUUACUAUAUUUCAUCUGAUAUCAAGUCUUGUAUAUUCCUAUAUCUGCAAUUUAUGCUUUUGUUCUAUAAUAGGUUAUAACUCAUGAUGCUUUUAGUGUAAGAACUAAAAAAACUCAGCAUGACAUUUUUGUGUUCCUUAUUCUCGAAAAUCCUGAUAUUACAUAGACUGAAGUAUCAGCCAAUUUUCACUUAAACAUUGGAUUGAAAGAGCCACCCAGAAGUCUAAUCUCCUUUAAAUUAAUAAGUUUCCACAGUCUGAUUUGAUAUCAAAUUUAGUUGUGUAAACUAUCACAUCUUAGAACUUAAGCAAUUAGAGAUGGGCCAUCUUUAUUUAUUUAUUGGUAACUUUGAUGAUCAAAGAUGGAUAAUCCUUGCACUUAUUCCCUUUUUUUCAUGACUAAUAUUUCUUAGCAGGCAGGGAAAGAAUUGAACUAAAUGUUCUUUCUCUGUAUCUAAUCCUAUAUAUAUAUAUUUUUAUUUUUAUUUUACAAAAGAGAGCUGAAAAGUGUAUCUGGUUAGUAAUAAGAAUGUGCAAAAUACCUAACUUGACAAUGAAGAAAAAUCACCUGGGCCAAAGUAAAAGUAAAUAUUAAAAUACUAGUCCAAUGCUUCAGUUUAAACAAAUAUAAACAUGCUCAAGAAAUGUCAAUUACUAUCAAGAUUGUGCUCCAUAAUUUGAGGAGGUUUCACAAAAUUAGAUGGACAAACAAUCUGCUAAAGGAACAAUGGUCACUAGAGAAGAAGGUAGGAGCAUCGGCAGUGAAAAAUUUGCUGAUGAAUGCAGCAUCACAAUUCAUCGAGAUUCAAACCCAAAUUCUCAUGAAAUCAGUGAAAAUGAGAGACAGUGGCUAUGUUCCUUGGAGAAGAGCAGAGGGUACAUUGGCUCAUCGCAGAAGCCAAAAAUUCAAAUGGCCCCAAAAAUGCAUCGCGAGAUUGAAUCAAACAUAAGGUGUUAUGAGCCCCUUGUGGUUUCAAUCGGUCCAUUUCACCAUGGUAAAUUAAAGUUUCAGCCUAUGGAGAAGUACAAGGAGCUACUCGCAAUUCAGUUUGCUGAUCAAGAUAGUACCAAAGAAAGACCUGAAGGGGACUUGCCAUGGCUUUCGACAAAUUCAGUGUCCAUUGUGGAGCUUUACAAAAAGGUCAAGAACAUUAUGCCUAAUGUCAGGGAGUGUUAUGCUGAUGCAUUGAUUAAAGAUUACAGCGAUGAGGAGUUUUCACAGAUGAUGUUCCUGGAUGGAUGCUUUAUCCUCCAAUACUUUUACUGCAUUGUCACUGGCAAUUAUAAAGAACUGAAAAUGAAGAGCCACGAUAUAGCCUUCAUUCGUCGUGAUCUUUUCUUACUUGAAAAUCAGUUACCAUUUGAAGUCUUGCAGGUGUUAAUGAGCUGUAAGUUCAAAGAUAAUGAAGGAAUGGAGAUGAUUAAAACGUUCAUCUCGAGUGCACAUAAAAAGCCUCCUCAAGGUCACGGAUUCAUUCAAAGUAUCAAGGAUUUCUUUCUUGAUUUCUUUGAGGGAAUUCUCUUUUUUGGCAAGAUUUGUGAAGGAGAAGGGCCUUCCCUUACCAAACAAAAAAGCAUGAAAAACCCGCUUCCUGCUCAUCUCCUCGAGCUACUAAGAACACAUCACAUAGAUCCAAAUGCUUUCUUAGAAGGUGGAUGCUAUCUAAGGGGUGACUGGUGCUCAUAUCGUUCUGCCAAGGAGCUGCGGAGAGCAGGAAUCCGUUUCAGGCCUGGAAAGAGUAGUCGUCUUUCAGACAUUAAGUUCAAUUCAUUUCACUGCUCAGCUCUUUUAACAAUUCCUCCAAUAACCAUAGAUGAUUCAACCAAGUCAGAGUUUUUAAACUUGGUUGCAUAUGAGGCAUGCCCUGAUACACCAGAUGACUUUGGCGUUACAUCUUAUCUUUGCUUCAUGGAUUCACUAAUUGAUCAUGCUGAAGAUGUGAAGAUAUUGAGAUCCAAAGGUAUACUUCUUAACUUUCUUGGUAGUGACCAAGAAGUUGCAGAUCUCUUCAAUGAGAUAGCAAGAAAUUUGGUGCCUAAUCCACAUGCCUAUGUUGAUGUGAAAGACAAAAUUGAGAAACAUCACAUUAGCAAAGGGAAAAUAUGGAUUGCUGAGUGGAAGAACACUCAUUUCACUACCCCAUGGACUGUUUUUGCACUUAUUGCAGCAAUUUUUGUCAUUGGCUUGCAAGUCACCGAUACAUUUCUAGCAGGCAUCCAAACCUAUUAUCAAGUCCACCAAAAACAAAGCUAGUAUUGAUAGGAUUCAAAAUCAACCAGUUGUUUUUUUUUUUUUUUUUUUUUUUUUUGCUGCAGGAAUUCUCAAGUAUCAUGUUUGUUGCAUUCAUCUUCUUUUUCUUUGCCUUGUUUUAUUAUAUGUUCUCUACAGCAGUCAAAAUUUGAUUGUACUACUAUAUUUUAAAUGCCAAGUCAAUGUAAUUAAUACUCGAUUUAUUAUAUUUGCUUUUCAUUGUAUGAGAAAAGUGUUGGAUCUUUAUAGAUCAUAAAAACCUGAGGCACUUAAUGACACAAAAUGCUAGUAGUUGUUAUUCGAUCUUGGGAAAUCCAAAAUCUCGUGGGCAUCCUUUGGGCCGACUCCUAGUUGGAUAUGAUUCGUUUUUAAAAUGUG
Messenger RNA from Lycium barbarum (goji berry), 4057 nucleotides. Its product is annotated as putative UPF0481 protein At3g02645. Lineage: Eukaryota; Viridiplantae; Streptophyta; Magnoliopsida; Solanales; Solanaceae. The record is from RefSeq and is a predicted model, not a curated record. The transcript has a single exon. The coding region runs from base 2129 to 3682 and encodes 517 amino acids.